This is a messenger RNA of Talpa occidentalis (Iberian mole), 2306 nucleotides long. RefSeq names its product sphingomyelin phosphodiesterase 1 (gene SMPD1). NCBI's taxonomy places the organism in Eukaryota, Metazoa, Chordata, Mammalia, Eulipotyphla, Talpidae. The record is from RefSeq and is a predicted model, not a curated record. Gene Ontology annotation, cellular component: lysosome. Gene Ontology annotation, biological process: ceramide biosynthetic process; sphingomyelin catabolic process. The transcript has 6 exons. The coding region runs from base 1 to 1884 and encodes 627 amino acids. Gene Ontology annotation, molecular function: acid sphingomyelin phosphodiesterase activity.
AUGCGCCGCCACGGGGUGUCUCCCGCCCAGGGGCGCCUCAAGUCUGGUCAUGCGCCGCCGGGACCGGACGGGUCCUCCGGGACCGCCCGCCGGGGGCUCCUGUGGACCGGCCUGGCGCUGGCGCUGCUGGCCCUGCCGGACGCGCUGGUGCCCUGGGUCCCGGCCGCGGCGCACCCUCUUCCCGAGCAAGGCCGCCUCCUCACGUUCAGCCGCAUAGUGCCCCAGCUCCGGCAAGCUUUUGGAUGGCGGAACCUCACCUGCCCGGCCUGCAAAGGCCUGUUCGCUGCCAUCGACUACGGGCUGAAGAAGGAGCACAGUGUGGCCUGGGUGGGCACCGUGGCCACCAAGAUGUGCAUGAUGCUGAAGAUAGCACCGCCUGCAGUGUGCCAGUCAGCCGUCCAGCUCUUCCAGGAUGACAUGGUGGAGGUGUGGACACGCUCAGUGCUCAGCCCUUCUGAGGCUUGUGGCCUGCUCCUGGGCUCCACCUGCGGGCAUUGGGAUAUCUUCUCAUCUUGGAACAUCUCUCUGCCAGCUGUGCCGAAGCCAGCCCCCCACCCACCCAGCCCCCCAGCCCCAGGGGCCCCUGUCAGCCGCGUCCUCUUCCUCACUGACUUGCACUGGGACCAUGACUACCUGGAGGGCACAGACCCCGACUGCGAGAACCCGCUCUGUUGCCGCCAGGAUUCUGGCCGGCCACCUGCCUCCCGCCCAGGUGCCGGAUACUGGGGGGAGUACAGCAAGUGUGACCUGCCCCUGCGAACCCUGGAAAGCAUGUUAAGUGGGCUGGGCCCGGCUGGCCCUUUUGAUAUGGUGUACUGGACAGGAGACAUCCCUGCCCACAACGUCUGGCAUCAGUCUCGACAGGAUCAGCUGCGGGCCCUCAACACCAUCACAGCGCUGGUGAAGAAGUUCUUGGGGCCGGUGCCUGUGUACCCUGCUGUGGGCAACCACGAGAGCACACCUGUCAAUGGCUUCCCUCCCCCCUUCAUAGAGGGCAACCAGUCUUCCCGCUGGCUCUAUGAGGCCAUGGCCAAGGCCUGGGAGCCCUGGCUGCCUGCUGAGGCGCUUCGCACACUCAGAAUUGGGGGGUUCUAUGCCCUUUCCCCACGCCCUGGCCUCCGCCUCAUCUCUCUCAAUAUGAAUUUUUGUUCCCGUGAGAACUUCUGGCUCUUGAUCAACUCCACAGAUCCAGCUGGACAGCUCCAGUGGCUGGUCGGGGAGCUUCAGGCUGCUGAGGAUCGAGGAGACAAAGUGCAUAUAAUUGGCCACAUCCCCCCAGGGCACUGCCUGAAGAGCUGGAGUUGGAAUUAUUACCGAAUUGUAGACAGGUAUGAGAACACCUUGGCUGGGCAGUUCUUUGGCCACACCCACGUGGAUGAGUUUGAGGUCUUCUACGACGAGGAGACUCUGAGCCGGCCGCUAUCUGUAGCCUUCCUGGCACCCAGUGCCACCACCUAUAUUGGCCUUAAUCCUGGUUACCGGGUCUACCAAAUAGAUGGCAACUACUCCAGGAGCUCUCACGUGGUCCUGGACCACGAGACCUACAUCCUGAACCUGACGCAGGCCAAUGAGCCGGGAGCCACACCACACUGGCGGCGCCUCUAUCGGGCCCGAGAGACCUACGGGCUGCCCAACGCGCUGCCUGCAGCCUGGCACGACCUGGUAUACCGCAUGCGAGGUGACACAAAGCUAUUCCAGACCUUCUGGUUUCUCUACCACAAGGGCCACCCGCCCUCGGAACCCUGUGGCACACCCUGCCGUCUUGCUACUCUGUGUGCCCAGCUCUCUGCCCGCUCUGACAGCCCGGCUCUGUGUCGCCACCUGGUACCGGAAGCAAGCCUCGCUGAUAUCCAGAGCCUGCGGCCUCGGCCACCAUUUUGCUAGUGCCUGAGGGCCCAGAGUUGGGAAAGUUCUGUCUUGGGAAAGGCGCAGGGAACCCCAGGAAGCCACUAUGACGAGAGGAGUGUAGGAGGAAAAACGCAUUCCCGGGCCCAAGCACUCUAGGGAAACAGGACCUCCUCCUUUUCUGGAGCUGCUUGGCAAGAUAUGGGUGAGGGCUGGCUGCUCUGGCUCUGCCCACCAUCCUAACCACCCUGGGGCUGCUGUCUUUUCCUGGCCACAGAGCAGAGAUCUAAGUUGGCCUUCCUGGGCAGACCACACACAGGAGCUGUCACCUCCGACCUGUGCUGGCCAGCCCGGAACCCUGUACUGCUGCUGCUACCUGAUUACCAGGCUGUUAAAAUAAAGACAAGAGACUUGUACCCCCAAAGCCCUCUGUGACUAUCCCAUUUCCUUCUUUCCAGGUA